CCUUCACUCCCGCACGCCACGCCCAAUCGGCCACCCUAGGCUGGGCCACGCCCAAUCGGCGACGGGCCGGCUGGGCGUGGCUUGCCGAAGCGGGCGGGGAGCGUUACGUGGCCGGACUACAGUCUCCGCUCGCCACUCAACCUCUGCGGAUCAGCUGAUGAGCGGUAGAUUAAGCAGAGGCGAGACCCAGGGCCCGCCUGGAUUCAAGGGGAGGAGAAAUAGACUCCACCUCUAGAUGGGAGGAGUAGCAAAGUGACACUGCAAAAGCUUGUGCCCUGGAGGGAUUGAUUGCUGGACCGUCUUUGGAAACAAUCUACCAGAUAUGAGAUGAGAAUCUAGUAGUGGUAAUGGAAAGAAAGAGCCAGACUGCUUCCUAGAACUUCAGACCUGAAUGCCAGCUGUCAACUGGACAUCUCACAGGUGCUUGUUCAGAACGACAUCCCCGGUCCUCGUACUUGAAGUAUUUCCUACCCCAACUUAAGUUUAAUUUGCAGGGCCUAUUCUACAAACCUGAGAGAGUAGAGAGAAGGUCACAUGAGACAUAUAGCAAGAAAGUGGUCAUCUACAAGCCAGGAAGAAAGCUCUCACCAGAAACCAAAGUUGCUAGCACCUUGAUCAUGGACUUCUAGCCUCCAGAACUCUUCCAUCUCUCCCGGAGAUCCCAGCAAGACAACAUGCCUCCCAAGAAGCCUGAACCUAAGAAGGAAGUGGCCAAGGCCGCCCCAGCCUCUGCCCCAGCCCCAGCUCCUGAGCCCCCCAAGGAACCUGCCUUUGAUCCCAAGAGUGUAAAGAUAGACUUCACUGCCGACCAGAUCGAAGAAUUCAAAGAGGCUUUCUCGUUGUUUGACCGGACGCCGACUGGAGAGAUGAAGAUCACCUAUGGGCAGUGUGGGGACGUGCUGCGGGCACUGGGCCAGAACCCCACCAACGCCGAGGUGCUGCGCGUCCUGGGCAAACCCAAGCCUGAAGAGAUGAAUGCGAAGAUGCUGGACUUCGAGACGUUCCUGCCCAUCCUGCAGCAUAUCUCCCGCAACAAGGAGCAGGGCACCUAUGAGGACUUUGUGGAAGGGCUGCGUGUUUUCGACAAGGAGAGUAAUGGCACAGUCAUGGGUGCUGAGCUUCGCCAUGUCCUCGCCACCCUGGGAGAGAAGAUGACUGAGGCUGAGGUGGAGCAGCUUUUGGCUGGGCAAGAGGAUGCCAACGGGUGCAUCAAUUACGAAGCCUUUGUCAAACACAUCAUGUCUGGGUGAAGCAGAGCCCUCAGGGUGCCUGGCCCUGGGCCAUAACCUUUCUGGGGCGAGUUAAGCCAGAGGCCCAGAGUGACUGAGCUGGAGCUGGGGAGCUGGGGUCCUGGACUUGCCACUGCAUCACAGCCCCGAGGACACCCUGGGCCAGUAGCCCACCCUGUAAAUAAACGGUUCUGGCAAGCCUGG
Callorhinus ursinus (northern fur seal) is the source of this 1433-nucleotide messenger RNA. Lineage: Eukaryota; Metazoa; Chordata; Mammalia; Carnivora; Otariidae. The record is from RefSeq and is a predicted model, not a curated record.